This is a messenger RNA of Cryptotermes secundus, 675 nucleotides long. RefSeq names its product interference hedgehog-like. Gene Ontology annotation, molecular function: cell adhesion molecule binding. Gene Ontology annotation, cellular component: cell-cell junction. The record is from RefSeq and is a predicted model, not a curated record. NCBI's taxonomy places the organism in Eukaryota, Metazoa, Arthropoda, Insecta, Blattodea, Kalotermitidae. Gene Ontology annotation, biological process: cell-cell adhesion.
GUUCAAAUGUAACAUUGGAGUGCAGUAGUGUGGGAAACCCCCCACCUCAAGUAACAUGGCACAAAUCUGGUGGCACAAUACCCCCAAAUAGGACAGAGCUGCUGCCUGGAGGACUCCAUCUUAGCCAUGUUAGGAAAGGAGAUGACGGAAUGUACAUAUGUGAAAUGAGCAAUGGAGUGGGGCAGCCUGUCAGACAUUCAACCAUGUUGUAUAUACAGGAGCCACCAGUGAUAGUGAGGGAAUCCAGAAAUCAGAUAGUGAAAGAAGGUGGAGACAUACAGCUGGACUGUGUGGUUAAGGGCUCACCUGCACCUAGAAUCACGUGGCUGCUGAAUGGAGAGCCAAUUACUAAUGACAGCCAUGUUGAAACUGCAGGUGGAAAACUGAAUAUCACCCAAGUGGAAAAGCGGCAUGCAGGAAUUUACCAGUGCUUUGCUACCAAUGACCUGGGCUCGGUGUAUGGAUCUCUUAUGUUGCAGGUGUUACCGAAGCAAGUGACAGCCCUGCCAACAAGUGAUCUACCAGAAUCAGAGGACACAGAACUGGAAGAGCUUCCAGAUAGUGGAGCAGGUUUCGCCACUGCAGUUCCAACGUCAGGUUUCAGAGGGCAUGGUAGAAAAGAUCAUACUCGCAAAGGCAAGGGACGAAGAAAGGACCGUAAACAUAAAGGAAAUG